Molecule: messenger RNA, 2360 nt
Organism: Microplitis mediator
Lineage: Eukaryota; Metazoa; Arthropoda; Insecta; Hymenoptera; Braconidae
Product: NAD kinase-like
Exons: 8
Coding region: 520-1770 (416 amino acids)
Biological process (GO): NADP+ biosynthetic process; NAD+ metabolic process
Molecular function (GO): NAD+ kinase activity
Source: RefSeq, a predicted model, not a curated record
UGUCUAGUAAUUAGAAACAGCUUGUGGAUGAUCGGGAGGUUUCUGGAUGUAGUUGUACUUAAGUCGAGCUGACUCACUCGAGGAAUUUGCAACGUCACGUGCCAUGCAUUCUUAUGCUAGAUUAUUUUUAUUCUAAAUACUAGAACGGACUUAUUUAUAAUUUAUUUGUUCAGUAAAUAAAUUUCGUUGUUGAUUAAUUAUUUUUAUUUUGUUAAUUAAAUUAGGCUGAGGUGAAACGAACUUUGGUUUAAAUGUUAAUCAGUGUGUUGUAUAUUUAAUUGUCUAGACAUAAAGUGGAAAAUAACUUUUUGGAGACAACAAAAUUUUUGUGGCUUUUGUUAAAAAAAAUUUGGAUUUUUUUUUUAAAGAUAAAAUAAUUUUGUGGGGUUGCAGGGAAGUUAAAAGUUAACCUGUCAUCAAUUACCGAAAUUUGUUCACUAAAUCACAAUGAUCUUUUUAUCCAAUCAAUCGCCAAUAAAAUAAAAAUAAAAAAUAAUAAAUAAUAAAAAAAAGUAAAUAAUGGAUCAAGUGUCACCAUUACGAGACCCAAAUGGUUACAUUGAUGGUAAUUUAGAAUUUGAAUUAGAAAAUGACAAAAUGGAAAAUGGCCACAAAAAUCGUGUAUUAAGGAGAACAAGAAGUCUCAACGCUCCGAGUCCAAUUCAACAAUUUGGGCCAUGUGGUCGAAUAAUGAAGAACUCCGCGAUGGUCAUGACAAUACAAGACCCAGCAUCACAGAGAUUAACAUGGUACAAACCACCACUGACUGUUUUGGUGAUUAAAAAAGUCCGAGAUUCGUCGGUACUCCCACCGUUUGUCCAAUUAGUCACGUGGUUAAUUGAGGAAAAACGCAUGGUAGUAUUUGUAGAAGCGUCAGUGCUGGAAGACCUAGCCCUAACACGUGACCCACGAUUUCAGGGCGUACGUGAUCGAUUACAAACAUUUCGUGACGGCACUGAUGAUUUACAAGAUCGAAUUGAUUUUAUAGUUUGUCUUGGCGGUGACGGUACACUUUUGUAUGCUAGUUUACUGUUCCAACAGUCAGUCCCACCAGUAAUGGCUUUUCACCUUGGAUCACUGGGUUUCCUCACGCCGUUUGAGUUUGACAACUUCCAAGAACAGGUCACGAACGUACUUGAAGGUCACGCUGCCCUGACACUGAGAAGCCGCCUGCGAUGUAUAAUAAUGCGGAAGGGAGAAGAUGGGCAGCCGUCGAAGCCGCCUACGAACCUGCUGGUUCUCAACGAGGUCGUGAUAGACCGCGGACCCUCGCCUUAUUUGUCAAACAUCGAUCUAUUCAUCGACGGCAAGCACGUGACCAAUGUCCAGGGUGACGGCUUGAUAGUCAGCACACCCACAGGUUCCACAGCUUACGCAGUAGCCGCGGGCGCGAGCAUGAUCCAUCCCUCAGUACCUGCCAUUAUGAUAACGCCGAUUUGUCCUCAUUCGUUGUCAUUCCGACCCAUUGUCGUGCCCGCUGGUGUUGAACUCAAAAUUUCGGUGUCACCUGACAGUAGAAAUACCUCAUGGGUUUCAUUUGAUGGAAGAAAUCGCCAAGAACUUUUCCACGGUGAUAGUUUGAGAGUAACGACAUCAAUAUAUCCAGUCCCAAGUAUCUGUGCAUCGGAUCAAAUAACCGAUUGGUUCGACUCACUCGCCGAAUGCUUACACUGGAACGUAAGAAAGCGCCAAAAACAUCUAGACGAAUUAAGUGAUUUGACUCACUCGUCUAGCAACGAUACGCUAGACUCUCUCGACCGUGAUAGUUAAAAAAAAAAUUAAAUUUAUUUAAUUAAUUAAUUAAUCAGUUCAUUAAUUCAUUUAUUAUUUAAUUAUUAAUCAAUAAAUAGAAUCAGUAGAUCAAUUAACAAAAUUAUUCUCCAUAUUCUUUCACUCUUUCAUUUCAUUUUAAUUUUAAAAAAUAAUUUUAUCGUUUUUUUUUAUCAACAUUCUAAAGAACAAAAAAAUUAUCGGAUCAAAAGAAGCGACCAAUUAAUUAAAAUUUUUCUAUUAUUUUUAAUUGACAAUCAUUUGAAAAAAAAUCAUUUUUUUAUCUUAAAUAAUUAAUUAAUUUUUAAUUAUACUGUAACUAAUUAAUUAGCGUACGCUAAAGUCUUGUAAUAUUUUUUUUUUAAUUUUAAUUUUUUUAGUGUAAAAAAUUCGAUUGUUUUUUUUUUUAUGGGUGAAUGUUUUAUUUUAAACUUCUUUGUACUUGUAUUUUUACUUAAUAUUUAUUUAUUAUUAUUAUUAUUAUUAUUAUUAUUAUUUUAUUAUUGUUGUAGUGUAAAAAAAAUGAUUUAUUAAAUUUUCAAAAUUUUGUAAUAAAAAAAAUUAAAUAAAAUAUAAGAGCAUUUUUAAAA